This is a messenger RNA of Caenorhabditis briggsae, 1656 nucleotides long. RefSeq names its product Protein CBR-INX-7 (gene Cbr-inx-7). NCBI's taxonomy places the organism in Eukaryota, Metazoa, Nematoda, Chromadorea, Rhabditida, Rhabditidae. The record is from RefSeq and is a predicted model, not a curated record. The coding region runs from base 1 to 1656 and encodes 551 amino acids. Gene Ontology annotation, cellular component: plasma membrane; gap junction. Gene Ontology annotation, molecular function: gap junction channel activity. The transcript has 6 exons.
AUGUUUGUAUUCCGUGUCCUUAACACGGUGCCAUACACCAAUAGGACUGGAGCUAAGGAUUUAGUAGCCAGUGUCCAUUCCUUCCUCACGUCGAAUCUUCUCGUUGGCUUAGCUGUCUUAAUUUCUUGGAAGCAGUUCGGUGGCACGCCCAUAGAAUGUAUGGUUCCGUUGGAUUUCACAAGCGCCUGGGUACAAUAUUCGAACAAUUAUUGCUGGGCUCAACCGACGUAUUUCAUACCCUUCACGAGUGAGCUUGUAGAGCAAGUCAUUGAUCCAGCGGAUGUAGUCGCCGACGGAAUCACAGUCGGAGGAAGAGGUCCGGUUCCGCGAUUCGUGAAGAAAGGCGGCGAAAAGAUUUCCUAUUAUCAAUGGAUGUCGUUCUUUCUUCUUUUCGAAGCAGCUUGUUUUCGUCUACCCUGUUUCAUCUGGAAAUAUUUUGCCAGUCAAAGCGGAAUGCAAGUUGGCGAGAUUUUGCGAGUAGCUUCCGAUGAAAAUAAUGCAGUUCCGAUGGUCAAAAAAGCGAAUAUCGAUGCAUUGUGCAUUCAUUUACGAGGAGUGCUACGGUUUCAGAAACGAUUAAAAUUGAAAAAGAUAGUUCCACACAAGAUUCUUCGGUUUCUAAACAUCAAGUACUCGGCCUACUACGUCACUUUCAUCUACUUCGUGGCGAAGGUCGCAUUUUUGCUCAACGUCAUCUUACAAUCAAACUUGUUGAAUAAAUACAUGCUUCCACAUGAUCGUCAACAAAACUUUGGUUUCGAUAUGUGGAAGUCGAUAUUCUACGGUGGAAACGGAAAUGAAUCCUGGAGAGAAAGCGGAGUCUUUCCGCGUGUCACUCUCUGUGAUUUUGAGACAAGAGACAUGGGAAAUGUGCAAAUGCACACAGUCCAAUGCGUUCUUCUCCUGAAUCUAUUCACCGAGAAAAUUUUUGUUUUUCUGUGGGCAUGGUACAUCCUUCUUGGUGCUUUCACCGUUGGAAACCUCUUCUCUUGGCUCUUUGCAGUAUUUAAUCAAACCUAUAACGAGCAUUUCAUCCUGAAUCAUCUCGAAAUGUGUGAAGCUCCUUUUGAUAAAGAUGAUAUAAAAAAUCGUGAACACGUCAACCGCUUCAUCAGUCUCUACCUCGGCACUGACGGUCUUUUCCUUCUCCAACUCAUCGCUCAACACGCCGACGUCGUUUUCACUACCGAGCUCACCGCGGCACUUUUCAAGAGCUACAUUGAAAUUGAGGCUCAGCGAGCAACUUUGAAACAAAUGAAUGCAGUACUUCCUCUGCUCCGUCCGAAAGAUGCUGAAAUGGAGAGCGCAAUGAGUACAGCUCCAUCGACAAGUCACAAUCAACGAAGACGUGGAACUGAGCAAAUGGAUAAGCCUCCAAAAGGAAGGCAAGGCUCGAUUUCCACCCAACUCCGCCCGUUCAAUAGUUUCGAGGAGCCUGAUGCGCCAACAAAGAAGUUCGAUGAUAGCAGCAGUGACGAGGAGAAAAGUAGCAAGAAGAGCAGCAAGAAGCCGAGUCCAACGAAGAAAAAGGAAAGCCCUGGAACUUCCGGAUCUCCGCUCCGCCCGUCGUUGGCUCGAACUGGCUCGCCAGCUUUCAAUCAACUUCAUCUUGAUGAUCACAAACUUCCAAAAACCAGUGAAAAGAAACAUUGGUGA